CUGAUAUCUCUGGUAUCGAUUCUCAGAAUUCUGUCAUUCCCUUGAACGAAAAAGAUGGACAAGAUGUUUAUCUUGACAGUCCAUCAUCCGAAUCAUGUGUUGCUUCGCCCGGCUUUGAAUAUAGUAAGGAGGGGAAAGUUCCCUAUAAACAAAAGGUAGAAAAAGGUUUAGUAUGUGAAUUACUUGAAUUCAUUAGAAGCCAUAAAUCCUUACCGAAUUCUACUGCAUCUAGUAAACAAAUUCUAGUCAAUUCUGAUCUAGCUCCAGGUUCUAUACCUCAUUUAGCUCACUUAAUUGAUAAGGCCGAAAAAACUG
Messenger RNA from Funneliformis geosporum, 315 nucleotides. Lineage: Eukaryota; Fungi; Glomeromycota; Glomeromycetes; Glomerales; Glomeraceae. The record is from the annotation of a GenBank genome assembly.